Messenger RNA from Diuraphis noxia (Russian wheat aphid), 1108 nucleotides. RefSeq names its product chorion peroxidase-like. Gene Ontology annotation, molecular function: peroxidase activity; heme binding. Gene Ontology annotation, biological process: response to oxidative stress. The record is from RefSeq and is a predicted model, not a curated record. NCBI's taxonomy places the organism in Eukaryota, Metazoa, Arthropoda, Insecta, Hemiptera, Aphididae.
GAGAUUGUCUCUUUGUCCGCGCACACGGUUAUCUGAAACGUAACAGACAACUACAGUGAAUACAUUCGCGUUUGUUGUGUGAUGUAUGUGAAGACUUUGAUGGACAGUACUUGAAAUUGUCAUGAUGAUUUGCUACMGAAUAUUUCUAACUGUCAGCUCAGUACUGGCAAUAUCUAUUUUUGGAACAGCUCAAUCUUUAGAUGGCGAAUGUGCAUUACAUCUAACUGGUCCAGGGAGGACUAGUUUUUUUGAUUUUAAUAGUAACACUUUGAGAGGUGGUCCACUGUAUGGGUCAAACGGGUCAAUGAUAACUUAUGAAGCAGUCAACCAAGCAUACGUAGAUGCAAGAAAAAGAAUUAGUAACUAUUGGGACGGUUAUGACCCGAAUGUUAACCCCAACAUUCUCUCGGAGUUUUCUGCAGCAGCUUUUAGGAUUGGUCACACAUUUUUGCCUACUUCGAUUGAGAGAUGGAGCAAAGCUCAUAAAUUUAUAGCUUCUAAAAAAUURUCCGACCUUAUCCGCCGUCCAUAUGAUUUAUAUAGAGCUGGAGUUCUCGAUGAGUAUAUAAUGGGUUUGACUAAUCAAGUUGCUCAGGCUAUGGACGAUUCAGUAACACAGGAGGUUACGAACAUGUUGUUGAAAAAACCGGGCCAUAGGUUUGGAGUGGAUUUAGUGUCAUUUAAUAUCCAAAGAGGCAGAGAUUUUGGAUUACCCGGAUACAUGGAAUACAGAAAGUUUUGCGGCUUACCAUCGUCAGACUUAUUUCAAGAUUUAUCCGGAGACAUGCACAACUCCACUAUUCAUCGAUAUUCGACCAUAUACGACUCUCCAGAAGAUGUAGAUCUCUGGUCUGGUGGUGUAUCCGAAAAACCAUUACCAGGAAGUAUGGCAGGUCCGGUAUUUUCGUGUAUUUUGGCUACCCAAUUUAGCUAUGCCAAAAGAGGUGAUCGUUUUUGGUACGAACUACCYAAUCAACCAUCUUCUUUUACUCCAGAUCAACUACACGAAAUCAGAAAAACAAGAUUAGCCAGAGUUUUAUGUGAUAAUACCGAUUUGAUCGACACUAUUCAACUGUGGCCAAUUGUUCUUCCUGAUCAUGAAAUGUAA